This is a messenger RNA of Ictalurus furcatus (blue catfish), 5028 nucleotides long. RefSeq names its product zinc finger protein 710b (gene znf710b). Gene Ontology annotation, molecular function: RNA polymerase II cis-regulatory region sequence-specific DNA binding; DNA-binding transcription factor activity. The transcript is spliced from 5 exons. NCBI's taxonomy places the organism in Eukaryota, Metazoa, Chordata, Actinopteri, Siluriformes, Ictaluridae. Gene Ontology annotation, biological process: regulation of transcription by RNA polymerase II. The record is from RefSeq and is a predicted model, not a curated record. Bases 587 to 2605 code for a protein of 672 amino acids.
AAGUAGUGAUCCUAAAUGACCUAAGACAGGGAAUGCUUUCUACAAUUAAAUGUCAGGAAUUGUGAACAACUGAGUUAAAUAUGUAUUUUCUAAGUUGUAUGUAAACUUCUGACUUCUGACAACUGUAGUUCAGCCAGGACCACUCUGCUUAGAGAAACUGAAUUAUUUGAAAGCUUACAUAGCUUGUUAUUGGUGACAGGCUUAGGCUUUAAGGGGUUCAGCAUCUAUGUUAGACAAAAGAUGUGGUAUACCUCACUGAGGCAUAACCUUCUAAAAUAUUUAGAACAGAGGACGGCGACAGUGAGCAAUAGCAGCGUCUAACCAUCCAAUGCAAGAAGAAGACAUCCAUUAUUCGCGGUUCGCUCUUAUUUCUGCCCUCUAGUGGCUGCGAAUUGUUUUGACAGGGGGUAUGAUAUUUGUUCACGUCACUUUCUCUUACUUUCUACCGAACUAAAAGCCAGAAUUCGCUCAGAUUCAGUCUGUAGUGGUAGUAAAAAAAAUCUCCAAAGUGUCUUCUACGUACAGAACCGAGUUUUGGAGUGUGGAGGAGAAGACCCAGCAGCUGGUUCGAUGUUACGCUGAAGCCAUGCACCAGCAGAUGGAUGUGGGGACACAGACAGACCCAGUGGUGGUCUUGUCUCUGGCCCAAGCUGCUGUGUUGGGACUUAUAUCCCAGAAUGAGGUCUUUGGUGCCACCAUUGCACCUAACGGCUUUUAUACCGGAGAGCCCAAAGAAUCGCCUGCUCCGUCCAUCGAGCGGAUGGAGUAUGAGUAUGCUGACCAGCUCAUUGGUGCUAAUGGUGAUUACCUGGGUGUGAACCUCGGCGAGGACGGUCAGGUUCACCCAAGCUGUGCGGAAAGGAGGUGGCAGGGGACACCUGAAAACACAAAGCCUCUUAUAGGGCACCAUAACUCGGGUUCACAUGUCAAAGGUGAGUGUGUGACCCCGGGACUACCUUCCUGCAACCACAUGAUGAGCAUGAUGCCUAGAGAGAGCAUGCAGAUGGUAGACAACUCUGGUUACCGCCUAGCCUCCAAACCUCACCAAAGCAACUGCUGCUCUACCUGUGUGCGAGAACCCAAGAGCACACAUCCACCACCUAACCACCAUGUUCAUCCCCACUCCAACAGUCACACACCUAAUGAGGUUCAUACUCAUGGCAGAAACCAUACACUGGAGAAAAGAGGAAAUGAGGAAGAGGAAGGGAAUGAUGCAAGGAUGGGGAAGGCUGGCAGUGGAGGGGAGGAGAUCAGCAGCUACUUCCGUGCUAAUGAGGUUGGCUAUGAGGGUGGGGAUAUGGAUGGGGUAGGGGAGUUUGAUGAGAGCAACCAAGGCAUGUUCUGGGGGGAGCCUGUGGAAGGGGAGGCACCGCGGGGCCGCCGCAUUGACCGAUUGGACAUCAACAUACAGAUCAAUGAGUCGUAUUGUGUAGAUGUCGGCGAAGGCUUGAAGCGUUGGAAGUGCCGCAUGUGCGAAAAGUCAUACACUUCCAAAUAUAACCUUGUAACGCACAUCUUGGGUCACAAUGGCAUUAAACCCCAUGCUUGCCCACAUUGCGGUAAGCUCUUCAAGCAGCCAAGCCACCUGCAGACACACCUCCUGACCCACCAAGGCACACGGCCGCACAAGUGCACUGUCUGCAAAAAGGGCUUUACUCAGACCAGCCACCUAAAACGCCACAUGUUGCAACACUCUGAUGUCAAGCCCUUCAGCUGCCGUUUCUGCCGUCGAGGCUUUGCCUACCCCAGUGAGCUGCGAGCCCAUGAGGUGAAGCAUGAGCGUGGCCGUUGCCACAUCUGCCCGCAGUGCUCCAUGGAGUUCCCCACCUAUGCCCACCUCAAGCGCCAUCAGGUCAGCCACCAAGGGCCGGCCACCUUCCAGUGUAGCCACUGCAGUAAGACAUUUGCCUACCGUAGUCAGUUGCAGAACCAUAUGCUGAAGCAUCAGGCCCAACGCUCUUUUUCCUGCAGCCAGUGCGGCCUGCAGUUCCUGCAGCUCCACCAGCUACGUCAGCACUCUCUCAUACAUAAAGUGCUCAAGCCUCAGCCACGUGCCGCUAAGGGAACGAAGGGCUUCAAGUGUGAUGUAUGUGCUCGCGAGUUCACAUUGUCUGCAAACCUGAGGAGGCACAUGCUGAUCCAUGCUAGUGUCAGGCCCUUUCAGUGUCACGUCUGCUUCAAGUCCUUCGUCCAGAAGCAGACUCUGAAAACUCACAUGAUCGUCCACCUUCCUGUGAAACCCUUUAAGUGCAAGGUGUGUGGGAAAUCAUUUAACCGGAUGUAUAAUCUUCUGGGUCACAUGCAUCUCCAUGCUGGCAGCAAGCCAUUUAAGUGUUCGUACUGCUCCAGCCGAUUCAACCUGAAGGGUAACCUCAGUCGACACAUGAAGGUUAAACAUGGCAUGGAUGUAUCCCCAGAGGGACAAGAUGCUCCUCCAGAUCUGGAACCUCAUGAGGAUUAUGAAGAGGAUAACUUUAACUUCGCCGCCCCUGAAAAUAUGGAUGCUAAUGAUGCGCCUAAUCUCACCAAGCUCUCUGAGGUUGCUAUACAGGAGCUGGACUAUUAUAACUUCGGAAAGGAUGUGGGCAGCUACAACACAGCAUGAGCUCUAUGAAUAAGACUAAAGCUGAAAUACUGUUAAGUAUCCAUUGAACUAAUUGGGCACUUAUCAGCUAUACGCUGGUUGUUAUGUAUUUCCAUGAGAACCACGACUUCUCUAUUAUUACUGAUGGACAGGUGGCCAUUUUGGUUUCACUCAUGUUGUAACUAUUCUGAUCCUGUUUCAUAAAAACCACUGAAUUUGCUAAGUCUUUUGAACAGUUGUAAGUUUACUCUGUGCUGCAGUAUGACAUUUGUGCAGUACGUUAUUAAUUAAAGGUCCACUCAGCAAGGUUCAUGACCAAAAAAUAACAAUAUACAUAUAUAAAAGUGAUUAUUUACUGUCUUUAUGUUGCUUACAUAAUGUACACUCGCAUGAGAUGAAGGGUUAAAUUUCUUUGUUGACUAUUAGAUGGUGCAGUGGGUAGCAUUGCUACCUCACGGAUCCAGGGUCCCUGAUUGUUUCCUGACCUCUGGUUACUGUAUGUUCUCUCUCCCAAACACAUGACUGUAGGUGGAUUGGCUGUGCUAAAUGGCCCUUGGUGUGAAAGCGUGUGAAUGUGUGCAUGCAAGUUGUCUAUGAUUGAUUGGCAUUACCAUCAAGGGUGUAUCCCUACCUCAUGCCCAGUGGUGAAUGAGGCAGCUUAUUCUACAUAGCACAAGUUUCCUUGCUGUGGUUGAAAUCAUGUGCCCACAAAACCUAAGUAUGGGUGAAGAUGUCAUCAAAGAAGUUUUGUGCCCUCAUUGAGUGCAGUUGUGUCUUUAGAUGUCCCAAACCCUGUGAUCAUUGACCAGAUCUGUACUUUGGGGACAUCAAACUGCUGCCUAUGAGGGAGUUAAUUCAAACAGUACAAAGCAUUAUUCAGCUCAUGCAAGUUGUACAUAAUGUAAGGGGGGGGGGGGGGGUGGACAAAAAGAUCAUAAAUAAACACUGCUAUUUACAGACCGUUGACAAGUUCAAGGAACAGAACACUAUAAAGUGUGUUUUAGGUAAGGUUUUAGGCCACCAAGAGCCACCAGACCAGUUGGUGUCAGGGUGCCUUGGCAUAAAAGUCUCUGAAACUGUACUAGAGAUAAGUACCAUUCUUCCAAUAGAUAUGCUCUCGGUUAGUAGUGGAGAGCGCUGUCCACCAGUACGCUUCAAAAUCUCCCAUUGUCUGGUGACUACAAUAGCUAUAGCAUGACUUUACAUUAUUUUCAUCCUCAUCAAAUCAUUUAAUGAGCCCUCGUGCCAUGGGGAUGGGGUCAUCCUGGAGGAGACCAUGCCCAUCAGGAUAUAACUGUUUCAUCAUAAAGAUAAACAUGAUCAGUCAGAAUAACUUUGUAUUGAUUUGCAGUGACUGUUCUCUCUAAGGGGACAAUGGACUCAAAGCAUGUCAGCAAAAAUAAAUGCCCCCAACAGCCACUGUUUUAAUUUGUGACCCAUCUGUGUAUUGUCUGUUUUUGAUCUCUGACUGGACCGCUUAAAAACAGCCUAACUAAUAUGACUUAAAUUUCUUUGCCUCUACUUACUGUUAUUUAUAUACAGUUGCAAUCAAAAUUAUUAUUCAACCCCCCUGGCAAAUCAGGUUUAUUGUGAAAAUUUACAGACUUCCAGCUGUUUGAAAUGAACAAAUCAAACAAAAGCAAUUGAAAUAGUCCCAACACAACGAAUGCUUCAAGUGGUUUCGCCAAAUGCAACUGAAAAUGCAACUUAUAAUGAUUUCUCCAGUUUCAAAAUUAUUCAACCCCUUCAUGGCAACCAUCUUUAGUACUUAGUAGAGCACCCUUUUACUGUUAUGACCUGCUGCAAAUGAGAUGCAUAGCUUCUGGCAGUGUUCCUGAGGAAUCUUAGCCCAUUUCUCAUGAGCAAUGGCCUCCAGUUCAGUAAUAUUCUUGGGUUUGUGUGCUGCAACCGCCUUCUUCAAAUCACACCAGAGAUUUUCUAUGGGAAACUACUUGAAGCAUUCAUUGUGUUGAACUAUUUCAGUUGCUUUUAUUUGAGUCUGUAAAUUUUGACAGUAAACCUGAUUUGCAACGGGGGUUAAAUAAUUUUGAUUGCAGCUGUGUGAGGGAACGUAAAAGAGUGCCCGUUAUAUGUUUGUGCUCAGUGGAGCAGUGUACUAAUGAGUGUACAUACUUGAGUGUGUGUGUUUGGGCCCCAUUACCAAAGUCACUGCAUGACCAUCGACCCAUGUAGUACCACUACAAUUUCCAGAAAUCAAUACCUUCACCAACAACCAGUUAUUUGUAGAGAAUAAUUGUUCCCAUAUAUUAGUUUGAUAUUUAUUUUGCACCUUUUGAUUAAAAAUGCAUUUAAUAUCUUUUGAGGAGAAACCUGGUUUAUCACUGACAGUUAAAGCUCUUGUCUAAUCUUCAUCUCAUAGGAGAUAGAUAGGGCAACAUUGCCAGUUGUGUUAGUUUCUUUAAAUAAAGCAUUUUCAAAGUGAA